CGCGCACGGUGCGCAGCAGCCCCGGCGCGGCUCAGCUCUGCUCCGCUGGUGCGCGCUCUAACAGACACUUUGACGUGCGGACUUCUCCAGGCUGAGAGUGCGAGAUCAUCCGCAACUUCGUCUGCUUUUACUACAACGCAACUAGGGUAGAAAAAAACAAGUACAGGUCCAUCAUGGGAAACAGGUUCAGCAGAAGGCGAGAGGCCCAAAUCAGUAAUUCUGAAGCUGUGGCCGCUGAACAGAAGACUGCAGAGGAGCCAGAAGCUGUUCAACCAGCAGAAGACUCUGUAAUAACAGAGAAGGUCACUGAGGCAGAGGACCUAGUUGUGGUGGGCGCCGAGCCGGUGACACCGGUGGUACGUUUACCCAGUGAAGAAUGUGUAUCAGAGUGUAAACAGGGAGAGGCUCCGUCGUCCUCAGCCCCAGUAACUGAUCCAGAACCAGAACCUGAGGUAAAGGACACCAAUGCUCAAGUCCAGCCUGAACCUCUGGUCUCGGCCAGCGUGCCAUCAGUUCCUGAACAAGAACCGGCUGCGCAAACAAAAUCUGUUGCCGAGGCUCAGCUUGCCCCGGAGUCUGUCCCCGAGCCAGAGGCGGGCGUUGAGGCAGUGCCUGAGCCUAUCGCAGAGCCAGUGCCAGCCCCCGCUGAACCUCUGGAGCAGCAGGCAAGCCAAGAGCCUCUCCCUGAGCCAGUGCAUUCUUCUCCCCCUUUGGUCGACUUGGAUGUCCCCGAUGUCACACCCUCCCCAGAUCCCAUCUCAGUCCCAGCCAAUUCAGAGGAGCAACCAGACAUCGCAGCAGGCGAGCAAUGCCAAGACAGCGCAGAGGCCGCCGAGACAUCCACGCUGGAGACAGAGGAGAGCGCGGAAACCACAGAAAAGCCAGCGGAGGUGGAGGUGGAGGCGGAGGCUGCAGAGUGCUCAGAGCAGCCCGGGAGUGAUGUCAACGAGGACGAGGAGAGCAUUAGCGACACCCUAAAGAACUUAGAGCUGAAAGGAAAUGACCUUGUCAGUGACCUCAUUUCAAGUGAUGUCAACAUCCCUGACGGCCCUCCCAUCACGGACAUGAACACAUCCACUGAGCUGAUGUGAAAGAAGAUUCGUGAUGAAAGAAGUGAACGGAUAUUAAUUCUGAAGGGACCCAAGAAACAUUUUUGUUUUUGAUAAGUUUGGCAAAAAUUAAUUAUCGACAAAAUGUGCCAAAAGAGGUGUGGAACUAGGUGAAAUGAGAAGCCUUAUGUUUUUGAUACAUUUAUACGGUCAGCUAGCACGUGGUCGGAGCAGGUAAAGUGGCUCCAACGGCACAUGUGCUUUGCGUACUUAGCUAGGUAACUGUUAGACAACAGAGAUCUUCCUCUGAGCAAAUCCACCUACCGAAAUAUAAAUAUAUCUCCUGUAGGGACUUAAAGAAAUAGGUUCCACUGCUCUUUACUGUAACGACUCUGUAAAGUAAAAUCUUUAAGAGGAAAUGGUGAAAGGGACAAUGAAUGCAUCCCAAGAUGGAGACAGUGUAUGCGAUCCACUAAAGAGCCUUAUAGAAAUGUCCGGUAAACGUUUAUGCCUUGGCAGAGUCAUGUUUAGACUAAAGGGUGACGGUUUUAAUCUUAUGGUAUUUUACAUACAAUAGGGGGAUUUUUUUCAGUUUAAGUAGUGGCUUGCUUUUUGAAAAUAAAAAUAGUAUUCCACA
Mugil cephalus (flathead mullet) is the source of this 1686-nucleotide messenger RNA. RefSeq names its product E3 ubiquitin-protein ligase RNF12-B-like. The coding region runs from base 174 to 1091 and encodes 305 amino acids. The record is from RefSeq and is a predicted model, not a curated record. Lineage: Eukaryota; Metazoa; Chordata; Actinopteri; Mugiliformes; Mugilidae. The transcript is spliced from 2 exons.